This is a messenger RNA of Vicugna pacos (alpaca), 5511 nucleotides long. NCBI's taxonomy places the organism in Eukaryota, Metazoa, Chordata, Mammalia, Artiodactyla, Camelidae. The record is from RefSeq and is a predicted model, not a curated record.
UCUGAAACCCCGCGAGGAGCGGGGACCUCACGCAGCCGGGCGGGCAUGUUCUGCGUUCUGGCCCGGAGGCAGUUUUCUCUGCCCCUCGUCUGCGUGGGCUUUUGUCGUCGUUGCUAUUUAAAACUCAGCCAGGCAUCCCCUGGCGUGGGACGAGUGUGAUCGUGUGUGUGAUAAGGGGUUAGUGUCCAGAGGAUGUAAAGAAAUCCUGCAGCUCAACCACAAAAAGUGGUUUUAAAAUGGGCAACGGACUUGAGUGGGUAUUUCUCCCAAGAAGACGUGCAGAUGGCCAGUGAGCACAUCAGAGGAUGCUCAUUAGCCCUCAAAGUCGAAAAUGAAAACCAGAAUGAGAUACCACUUCACAGCCACUGAUACGGUUAUUAUUGAAAACAAGAGUGGACACUCGUUCGUUGCUGGCAGGGUAGUAAAAUGGUGCGGCCACCACCUGUGGAAAACAGUGUAGUACUUCCUCAAAAUUUGGGCAUGGAGUUACCAUAUGAUCCACCAAUUCCCCUCCUAGGUGUAGACUCUGAAGAAUUGGAAGCAGGGACUCAGAUACUUGCACACCAGUGUGCACAGCAGCCUUAUUCAGAAUAGCUUAAAGGAGGUAACAGUCUAAAUGACUAUCAACAGAUGAAUGGAAAUAAACUGUGGUAUUUUACUCAUCCUUAAAAAAGAAUUAAAUUCUGAUGCAUGCUGCGGUAUAGACAUACUCAGUGAGGUAAGCCAGAUACAGAAGAACAGGUGUGUGAUUCCGCUCAGAGACAGAAAGGCAAACAGGGGUGGAAAGGGGUACUGUUGAAUGAGUGUCCAGUUUCUGUUUAUGGUGAUGAAAGGUUCUGGAAGUGGAUAAUGGUGGUGGUCAUACAACAUUGUGAAUGUACUUAAUGCCACUCAGUUAUGCUUUUAAAAAUGGCUGGAAUGGUCAAUAUUAUAUUUUACCACAAUUUAGAAAGUGUAUACAAAAAGGCAAAACUACAGAGACAGUGGUUGUGAGGAGCACGGGGAAUUGUUAGAACAGUGACAUUACUUUGUGUGAAUCUGUAAUGGUAGAGAACAUGACACUACAUUUGUGAAAACCCUCAGAACUGUACAGCACGUGAGGUGAGCCCUGUAUAAAGUGGACUUUAGUUAACAGUAACUAUAUAUUCGUCUCUAACAAGUCUGCCACAUUAAUACAGGAUGUUAAUAAUAGGAAGGGUGUGCAAGGGAGGAAAGGAGAUACAUGAGAACAGAGAACUUUCUGUUCAGUUUUUCCUUAAGCCUAAAACUGCUCUAAGAAAUAAAGUUUAAUUUUAAAAGAAAACCAGCGAGGGUGAAGAGCAAUGCUAGUGUGUACAUACUAGUGGGACCCAAUUAGCUUUCAACAUGCUCUGCUAAGCAAAUUUUUACAUUUAAGAGCUGUGUGUCAAAAUGUUUUAGAAGACGACUGGUAGUGCUAGACUUUAAGGAAGAAGUUGAAUGGGAGAUGGAAAUAGGUGUGAUAUCACCUGCUAUCCUCACUGAAAAAUACAGGAUGAUGGAGUAGCAAAACACUCAUGAUUAAAACAUGUUUUUAGAGACAACGUUGUCUGUAGAGGUGAAAAGUAAGAUAAGAAAUUUUUAUUAAUCUGAACAAUGUAGAGCUAUUUUCAUAGUUAGGCUUAGGAGCCCUGACACUUAGGAAAAAAACUUCUGUAAUCUUGAGGCUGGAAGUAAUCUUAGUGUCUCACCUAGCAGUUGAAUUCUGGACUCAAUUUUCCAGCGUCACCAUGGGAGAGACAUCGUUGUCUUACAACAGAGAUCUGGAAGCAGAAACCAGGGGCUUCUGCAGCUUCCUGUGACCUACUUAUUGUGAUCUUUGACAGGUUCAACUUCUCAUCUUUGUCCUUCUUGAUGUACUGCAGGCUAUUGUCUGUGGUUUACUCAAAAAGCCAUGUAGACUUCUCUGCCCUUGUAAGACUUCUAGUAAGACAUCUGCACUGCUUUUAGAGAAUAUAAUCGUGUAUGUUAGAAAGAAAAAUGGAAGUAUUCCAGGACCUUCAUAAACCAUCAGCACGUUUGGAGUGUGACCACUGCAGUUUCAGAGGCACAGAUUAUGAAAAUGUACAAAUCCACAUGGGUACCAUCCAUCCGGAAUUUUGUGAUGAAAUGGAUGCUGGUGGGUUAGGUAAAAUGAUAUUCUACCAGAAAAGUGCAAAGCUAUUUCACUGCCAUAAAUGCUUUUUCACCAGCAAGAUGUACUCUAAUGUAUAUUAUCACAUCACAUCCAAACAUGCAGCCCCAGAGAAAUGGAGUGAGAAACCAAAAAAUCAGUUAAACAAAGAAGCAGAUCCUGUGAAAAGCCCUCUUCUUCCUGAACACCAGAAAAUGCCCCCUAAUUCAGGAGAACUCCUGAAACCUAUACCUGCCCUUUCUGUAGAAACACAGAAAUUUGGCCCAGUUACGUCUCCAGAAUCACCAAAACCCGCUCUUACUUCCCUGGACUCUCAGAAUUCUGGCCGUGUUGUUUCUCCUGAGCCACAGACACCUUCUCUUCCUUCUCCUGAGCCUCCAAAACCUGCUCCUAUUUCUUCUCCUGAACUUCCAAAACCAGUCCCUCUAGUUUCUGAAUCCCAGAAACCAGUGCCUGUUCCUUCUCCAGAACCACAGAAACUUGCUCCUGUAUCUCCUGAGCCAGUAAAGGCUACUCUUAUUAAUCCCAAACCUCAGAAGCACUCCCAUUUCCCAGAAACACUGGGGCCACCUUCAGCCUCAUCUCCAGAGUCACCAGUUCUAGCUGCCUCCCCUGAACCUUGGGGACCGUCCCCAACUGCAUCUCCAGAGUCUCGGAAGCCAGCCCGGACUGUCUCCCCUGAGCCAAGGAAGCUCUCCCCUUCUGAGUCCCCUGAACCUUGGAAGCCAUUCCCUGCUGUCUCCCCAGAGCCUCGGAGACCGGCUCCAGCUGUGUCACCAGGUUCUUGGAAGCCAGGGCCACCUGGGUCCCCACGGUCUUGGAAAUCCAGUCCUUCAGCAUCAUCAGGACCUUGGAAGCCAGCUAAACCUGCUCCAUCUGUGUCUCCUGGACCUUGGAAACCAAUUCCUUCUAUAUCACCUGGACCUUGGAAACCAGCCCCCACAUCCUGGAAGUCUUCAUCAGUCUCACCUGGUUCCUGGAAGUCUCCCCCUGCAUCUCCUGAGUCAUGGAAGUCUGGCCCACCAGAACUCCGAAAGACAACUCCCACCUUGUCACCUGAACAUUGGAAGACAGUUCCCCCAGUGUCUCCUGAGCUCCGUAAAGCAGGACCUCCCUUAUCUCCUGAGCUUCGCAAACCGGGCCCACCACUGUCCCCAGAGAUCCGAAGUCCAGCAGGAUCUCCAGAGCUCAGAAAGCCCUCAGGGUCUCCAGAGCUUUGGAAGCUUUCUCCUGAUCAGCGGAAAACUUCUCCUGCUUCACUUGAUUUUCCUGAGCCCCAGAAAAGUUCCCGUGGUGGUUCCCCUGAUCUAUGGAAGUCUUCCUUUUUUAUUGAACCUCAGAAACCUGUCUUCCCUGAGGCCCGGAAACCAGGUCCUUCUGGGCCACCUGAGUCCCCUAAAGCGGCCUCUGAUAUCUGGAAGCCUGUUCUCUCUGUUGAUACUGAGCCUAGAAAACCCGCCCUGUUCUCCGAGCCUGCCAAAACAGCCCCUCCUGCUUCUCCUGAACCACGAAAACGUGCUCUUUUUCCAGAGCCCCGGAAACAUACCCUUUUCCCCGAACUUCCCAAAUCUGCUAUCUUCUCAGAAUCUCAGAAGGCAGUUGAGCUUGGUGAUGAACUACAGACAGAUGCCAUAGAUGAUCAAAAGUGUGAUGUUCUGGUUCAGGAAGAACUACUAGCUACACCUAAGAAACUCUUAGAAGACACUUUAUUUCCUUCCUCAAAGAAGCUCAAGAAAGACAACCAGGAGAACUCGGAUGCUGAGCUUAGUAGUAGUGAGUAUAUAAAGACAGAUUUGGAUGCGAUGGACAGCAAGGGCCAAGAGUCAAGCAGUGACCAAGAGCAGGUGGAUGUGGAGUCUAUUGAUUUUAGUAAAGAGAACAAAAUGGGCAUGACUAGUCCAGAGCAGUCCAAGAACGUUCUGCAGUUUACUGAAGAAAAAGAAGCUUUUAUCUCUGAAGAAGAGAUUGCGAAAUACAUGAAACGUGGAAAAGGAAAGUAUUACUGCAAAAUUUGUUGCUGUCGUGCUAUGAAAAAAGGUGCUGUUUUGCAUCAUUUGGUUAAUAAGCAUAAUGUCCACAGCCCUUACAAAUGCACAAUUUGUGGAAAGGCUUUUCUUUUGGAAUCUCUCCUUAAGAAUCAUGUAGCAGCUCAUGGGCAAAGUUUACUUAAAUGUCCACGUUGUAAUUUUGAAUCAAAUUUCCCAAGAGGCUUUAAGAAACAUUUAACUCAUUGUCAAAGCCGGCAUAAUGAAGAGGCAAAUAAAAAGCUAAUGGAAGCUCUUGAACCUCCACUGGAGGAACAGCAGAUUUGAUUUUUAAACAUAGUGUGAAUAUGUGCUCCACAGAGUUGUUUAUUGAAACCAUUUGUUGAAAGUGUAGUUAAAUAGCCUAGUUGAAUCAGUAGAUGUUGAUGUGUAUAAUGUACUGUGUUUAAUUGUCUCGGUAGUGUUACAAAGAAUGAGCAUUUGGGUUUUUUGUUGUUUUGUUUUUUUUUUUGGUCUCUAUUUAUGUGGCUAUCUUGUAAGUCAGUACAUUCACAUUGUGUAUUCCGGAUGUGUAAAAUUUCUUCAAUUUCUUUUCAGUGUAUUUGAAUUUGAAGAGGUAGGCAUUCCAUUUAAUGAUCAAGAGCAAGUCAUACUCAAUUUCAGACAUCUAGGUAAAGUACAUCUUUUUUUGUGAAACUAAUUUCAGGCAAUGGAAAUCAUUAGUUGGAAUGUUUAAGAAUUAGGGAUGAAAAUUUUCAGAAAUUUUGUUCUCUUAAAUGUAUUUUCAGAUCAUAAAAGUUAUUUUAAGAUUUUUAUUGGAUCAUGUAAAAUUAGUUUAUAAAACUUGAACCACUUCUAGAUGCUUAAUUGCUCUUAUGGAAAAUUGGAUCUCAGGGUUGCUGAUUUUCUGCUACAAGGGGGAAGUUGAGUCAGUUAAAAAAAUAGUUUGCAGCCUUCUCCUAUAGGAAACUGGGAAGCCUGAGUGUGAUUUUAGGCCUCACCCUUGGUUGUUUCUUUUGGAGUCUUCCAUUCUGUACCUAACCCCAAAUUCUGGCCCUUCACUUCCCUGCGAGCUCACGCCAGUAGAUGACCCUUACUUGUCAAAUGCACACGAGCCAUACCUCCUCCUCCAGGGCUUUACGCACCAUCUGUUGGGGCUUCAGACCAGGGUGAUGAGCAGGAACUGAAAGUCUUCCAGAUUCACAACAAAAAAUUUUAUAAAUAGACAUUGCUGUUUAAGAAUACAUCAGUUUUAUGUUUUUCAGAGUUGUUACUGUAAAUACCUUGUGCCUGUUCAUGGGUUAUUUUAUUCUAAAAUUUUUUGUCAAAUGUGUAUCAACCAAAUUAAAAACAAAGACUUUGAUGUUAGCAACA